AUGGCGAAGAAGAAGGGGCCUGUCAAGAAGAGGUAUGGCUCCAAAAAGGCUGAGCCUGUGCCCAAUCUCUUUGAGCGCCUGAGCUCCCACAAGAAGUUCGACGUGCUGGGCCGGAAAAAGCUCAACGGCCCUCAGGAGAAGAGCAGGUUACGCAGCGCGGCUCAUGAAUUGAGGAAAAACACGCUUCUGGUGGAGUACAAGCAGCUCCGAAAGUCGAAUGCCUUCAUCGACCGACGCUUUGGAGAGGACGAUGAGAGCCUGACUGCUGACGAAAAGGCGUUGCUCCGUUUCCAGAAGCAGCGGAUGCAGGAGCUCGCAGGUGGCAAGUUUGCACUCCCCGACGACACCCAGGAGGUGGAGCUGACGCAUCUAGGUCGCAGCCUGGCCGAGUCCCAGGGACUGGGCGAGGACUGGCAAAGGGAUGAUGAGGACGACGGCCUGCCCGACUACGACGUCUCCGCGCACUUUGGCGGCGGGGACGGCGAGGGCGGCGACCUUUUCCAGCUCAAGCCCCGCAGCGAGUCCGCCGAACUCGAGGGUGGGGAUGGCGACGACGCGCCCGCCCCACGCCGCAGCAAGGCGGAGGUCAUGGAGGAGGUGAUCGCCAAGUCCAAGGCCUUCCGUGCGGCCAAGCAACAGCAGCGGGAGGAGGACGUGGAGGAGGUGGAAAAGCUGGACUCCGUCUUCCGGGAGCUGGGCGCUGCAGGGGCCCUCUCCCGCCUCGUGCGGCCCAAGGGCGCCAAGGGGAGCCUGGCUGGGUUGGAGUCUCGUGAGGACGUGGCUUUUGACAUCGCUGCCCGGGAACUGGUCUAUGAGGCUAAGGGUGGCCCCGCGGAUCGCCUGAAGUCCCAGGCGGAGCUGGAAGCCGCCGAGAACGAGCGUGCCGCCAAGGCAGAAGCCGCGCUGCGCCACCGACUCAAGGCCAAGGACCUGGGCGAGGGGUCGGACAAGGACGGCGAGGACGUCACCGACAUGCUGGAGCUGCCCUCUGGCGGCUUCGCUGCCCGCCGCGCCAAGGCCGCCGCUGUCGCCGCGGCUCAGGGCAAGAAGCGCAAGGUCAGUGGAGAGCAGCAGGCAGCGCCCUCCAUGCUGCAGCGCUUGCCGACCACCUACCCGGAGUUUGCACGCCUGGUGGAGGGCCUCUCCGCAGCCGAGCUGCACGAGACGGUCGGCGCACUUCGCGUGACCCACGCCGCCGCGCUGGCUCGGGACAACCGCGCUGGCAUGCAGACCUUUUACGGCCAGCUGACGCAGCACUUUGCCAGCGUGGCGGCGGCUGGGGGCCAAGAUGCAACCGCCGCGCUGGACGCGCUGCUGCCGCAUCUGCUGGAGCUGACGGCGGAGGUGCCGCUGUACGCCGCAACGCUCGCGCGCGCGCGGCUCUCAAUCCCCGAGGCCCUUGAGUUUUGCGCGCGCGCGCUGCGCAGCGUCACAGCAGGGUGGGUGGGCGAGGGCGAGGACGGCGAGGGCGAGGACGGCAAGGACGGCCUCGUGGCGCGGCGGCCCCUGGUCCUGGCGGCGGCGGUGCGCAUUGCCGAGGCGCGGCAGUACAACCCGCGCUUCGAGGACGGCUACGUGGCCACCAAGGACUACGACCCAGACAGGGAGAGGUCGGAGCGGCGCAAGCUGCAGCGCCAGGUGAGGAAGGAGCAGCGGGGCGCGGCGCGCGAGCUGCGCAAGGACGGGGCCUUCAUGGCCGCAGUCCGGGACAAGGAGAAGGCCACCAAGCAGGCGGCCCUGGACAAAUCGGCCAAGCGGGCGAUGUCCUUCUUGCAAAAGCAAGAGUCCGACUUCAAGAGCGGAGGGCAGGGCGGCAUGUGGAAGAAGGGCAAGAAGUUUUGA
This is a messenger RNA of Auxenochlorella protothecoides, 1842 nucleotides long. RefSeq names its product Nucleolar protein 14. NCBI's taxonomy places the organism in Eukaryota, Viridiplantae, Chlorophyta, Trebouxiophyceae, Chlorellales, Chlorellaceae. Gene Ontology annotation, biological process: maturation of SSU-rRNA. The record is from RefSeq and is a predicted model, not a curated record. Gene Ontology annotation, cellular component: nucleolus; Noc4p-Nop14p complex; small-subunit processome. The transcript has 13 exons. The coding region runs from base 1 to 1842 and encodes 613 amino acids.